AUGGCUAGUGAGGAGAGUUUUAUAGUCUUGGUUCGCCACAGAGGAUCGAUUAAAAGGAAAACACGAUCCGGUGUGAAGUUCACUGAUAAGGAUCCUCUCUGUAUUUUCGUGCGGCCUACGACGAGCUAUGAUGACCUUGUUAGUUCUGUUCUACAGAAACAUGGUCUCGAAGGUGUGAAACGGGUUAAGAAGUUCUUCUAUCGCAUUCCAAUCUCGGUUCUCCAAGAAAUCGAGAAAUGUGAUUGUUUCACGAUCGGUAGUGAUGAGGACUUGCAGGUCCUGUUUCAUUGUCGCCGGCAGUUUUCCAAAGUGAGGACACCAGAACUGUUGGCAAAGUUGGUUGAUCUGUGUGUUGCACCGGCUGGUCUCGGAGAUGCAUUGUUGGAUGAUCGAGACGACAACGACGUGGAGCCGGAUAUGAUUGCUGAUACAGUGGUUAUGAUAUUGGACCGAGAGGGGGAUCCUGGGGAGCCUGCUAAUUUUGGCGCCAGAGAUGUGGAAGGGUCUGCAGGUCUAACAGAGUUUCAGGUUGGUCAGCAAUUUCAGGACAAGGAUGAGGCUGUGUUAAUUAUGAAGACUUACAGUAUCCGACGCGGUGUACAGUACAAGGUGGUGGAGUCUGACUAUCAUCAGUAUUUUGGGAAGUGUACUGAGUUUGGAAAUGGGUGCACAUGGUUGAUUUAA
Arachis stenosperma is the source of this 684-nucleotide messenger RNA. RefSeq lists its product as uncharacterized. The record is from RefSeq and is a predicted model, not a curated record. The transcript has 3 exons. NCBI's taxonomy places the organism in Eukaryota, Viridiplantae, Streptophyta, Magnoliopsida, Fabales, Fabaceae. Bases 1 to 684 code for a protein of 227 amino acids.